UCAGCAAGACUAUGCCGUCGCGCGCGCACCAUUAACCCGCGUCCGAAUAACAUGUGCGUAUAAGCCUCACUAUGUCUCGUUUAGUGAUCGUACUAGUUCUGAGUGCAGCCUGCGUUUUCUGUAACGAAGCAAACGACAAAGGAAGUGCCCGCGAAGAGAAACUACGGAGCGCUCUGAUAGACGCUUUCCAGAAUAUCAAGAAAGCGUCUGUUGGCCUGGAGGACGACCUCAUCGGCUCCGUCAACCCCAAUUCGAGUCGAAACGAAAAAGUCAAAGAGGAUUCAUUCGAUCUGUUCGCCGAUGAAGACGGAUUGAGCUUUAGCGAAGGAUUUGAGAAGGAAAGUCGAACGACAUCGAGCACGGAGAAGUCGCACAAUGUGCAGCAUAUUAAAACAAUUAAAGUGGAGAAAACGACGCUAAUUCCGAAAGAUAAAAGUGAGCCGAUUAGGCCCAAGAAUGAGACCAGAAUACCAAUGAAGUUGGAGAUUUCGAACGACACGGAUCUUGUAGGAUUGGAGAGUAUGCUCCGGAUCAUAGACGGGGAGAUACUUGUGGCCCAGUGGGGCUCCCUGCGGGACACCGUGCGGGGGCAGUGCCGGGACGAUCUGCAGGAGUAUGUCGAAGGAUUAAAGGACAGGACCCUUUGGGCGUUGAAAAUGGAGGACGCGAGUGGGAGAUAUACCUCUAUGUUUUACUGGGGUAACAACUACUGGACCGGCUCCGCUGAACUCUGCCAGAUCCUCAACGAGCAGCAUGCCCCACGGUCAAAUAGCAACCGCAGCAGCGGCUCACAAAUAUUCAACGACUGGCGCCAGGAUGUAUCGAUGUCCGGUCUGGGCCCGCCUUUUGACACCGCCUUCUACAAUGUGCGGAUGGCUGUUACUACCGAUCUGCACGAUAUUAUUAAAACUCGUCGCACAAUCCACCUCGGCCUCUGCCUCCCGCGCGCCUGCACGCGUGAGCAAAUAGCCGACCUGGUGGGUGGAGUACAUGCACCACUCCUGCAUCACACCGUGGUGGCUGUCCGGUCGCCAGAACAUGGUGGCUACUCAUACAUCAAUGACCCCACCUUCCAGAUCUUACUUGGAGUAUCCUGCCUAGUCACCAUACUACUCAUCACAGCUACAAUCUACGACGUAAUGAUUGCUCGGGAGGUCCGCGCGCGCCGCCGCCGCGUCAACAACAUGGCCGCCGUCGAGAACGGUAACACGCUGACCGGACUUGACGCUAUUACUGUCGCUAAAGGCAAAUCAAUGUACAACGUGAACAACAACAUCGCAAUCAACAGCAACAACUCUGAAGAGCGACUCACUGCAGAAACCGCGUCCACUGAUGAAGAAAUCAAACUCAAUGUGAUUCCCUCCCCAGGCGUCUGGUCGGAGCUGCUUCUCUCCUUCUCCAUGAAAGCGAAUGUCCUGCAGAUCUUCGACCAAUCGGUCGGGUCUGACACUGUUCCUGUUGUGCACGGUCUGAGAUCGUUGUCUAUGGUCUGGGUCAUUUUUGGACACACCUGCAUCGUUGUUUUUAAGUAUGCUGACAACACUGCACUUCGAGCUAUCCUGGAGAAGAGCUUCUGGUUCCAGCUGAUCAUCAGCGCGGUCUACAGCGUCGAUACUUUCUUCUGUCUUGGUGGCAUGCUGGUCACGUUCCUGUACUUCCGAACUAACGCAAAAGGCAAACUGGACCGACUCACGAAGGGACGACGGAAGCUCACCGCAGGGCUCCUGCAGUUCUUCGGUCUCCUGGGAUAUAGAUUCGCUAGACUGACCGCACCGUACCUGUUCAUGCUGGGCGUGGUGGAGGUGACGAUGAAGUGGUUCGCGCACAACGCGGUGUUCGAGCCGCCCGCGCUCGACCACGAGACGUGCCCGCGCUACUGGUGGCGCAACCUGCUCUACAUCAACACGCUCUUCCCCGUCGAUCAAAUGUGCAUGUUAUGGAGUUGGUACCUCUCAGACGACACCCAAUUCUACGCAGUUAGUGCGAUCUUACUUAUCCUAGCAACCAGCCACUUCAAACUCUCAGUGAUCCUCACCGGCGUUUUCUUCGUGUCAUCUCUAUUCACAACUGGCUAUGUAUCAUGGAGCAGUGAACACAUUCCCAACAGUGAAGACCCGUUCACGCAAUUUGACAAGAUUUACGACAAGCCCUGGACCCGGCUGGGACCCUAUCUCGUUGGCAUGGCAACUGGCUGGAUCUUGUUCAAGACUAACUUGAAGAUUAGGAUGGGCAGGAUAUGGGCGACAGUGGGCUGGGUGGCAUGUACCAGCACGUUACUGCUGCUAAUCUUCGGCCUGUACCGCACGGAGCUGAGCGCGGCGAGCGCGGCCGCGUACAGCGCGCUGUCGCACUCGCUGUGGGCGGCCUGCAUCGGGUGGAUCAUUAUAGCUUGCUCUACGGGUUAUGGAGGCUGGGUACGAACGCUCCUCUCCGCGCCCGUGCUGUACCCGUUCUCCCGCGUGACGUACUGCGCGUACCUCGUGCACCCCGUCGUGCUGCGCUACGUCGCCAUGCACCUCACGCACCCCAUACACUUGGGCGAGAUGCUCGUGUUCGUACUAUUCCUGGGACUGACUGUGAUAUCCUACUUCCUUGCGUUCAUCAUCUCAGUGGCUUUCGAAGCGCCGAUCGUCACCAUGCUAAAAAUUGUAUCGCCGUCGAAGAAACCCCACAGAGUGUAGUCGCAAAUACUUUAAAAUACAUUGCUUUGUAUGUUAGAAAAUCAUGUUCUAAAGUAGAUUUGUACCUUACAUAUGAAGCAAUGUAUUGUUUAACCCAAAAUUGUCGACUAAAGUCGAAAAGUCUUAAUUUUUAAUCGUGUGAGUAGAAUAAGUUAUGUUAAGAGAGAAUUGACUCGUGUAUGUGAAAGAUGUGUGACGUUUUUUUAUUUAUAUUGUUAUUACAAAACUUUAAAAUGUUUAAAGUUAGCCCAAGUGCACGCUUGUCGCUCGUUCAAUGCACUGAAAUGAGUCUCUAAAAAUAUUUUUUUGUAAAAUAAUACCUAUGCAGUUCAGAAAUUUUGUCACUUUCAAACUGCACACUUUCUGCCCAUUUUACAUCUUGAGAAUGAAAGAAAUUUACAUAUUUUGUAAAUUUAAUAAAUUACUUCAUAUUUUGAUUGAUUUAAAAAAAGGGGGACCCCAAAUUUCAUUUUUGUCACUUGCCUACUUGACUUGACUUUUCUUGUUGUGAGCAAAAUAUUAGUAAUGUAAUACUCGAUAGAGUCGUCCCAUGUGUUAUAAAAAUAUAACUUAGCUUGUAAAUAUAUUUACAAAUAUUAUAAUUGUACAAUAUAAACCUGUAUAGUUUCUUAAGUUUCAAGAAAUCAGAAUCUAGUUGACAAUGUGUUGGAUUUUUAAAUCUAUGGAAAAAUGUGUAAUCGAACGACAAAACAAAUCGAUAAAUAGUAAUUAAUGAAACAUUCCUAUGACAUGAAUAUACAUUUAAACUUAUAACAAGUAAUUUUUAAUAAAAUUAUUUGGUAAUCAAUUUAAAUAAAAAUUAUUUCAUAAUUCCAAAGAUAAACGGACAUAAGAUUAUUCGAAAUUAUCUGAAUUAUUUGAUAAAAAGCUGAGCUUUCUUUCAAAAAGGAAUAUGUUUUGCUCAAAUUACUGUUUUUUUUUUUAAUUAUUAUAUAAGUACAUACUUGUGUUCACUGUUUAUUGAUUGACAAUUAUUAUUAUUCUAGUAAUAAGUUCCAAAAAUGUAAAUAGGUUACCGCUAUAUGUAAAUAUGCUGUAAAUAUUAUCUAGUGUAAGGUUUGUACGAUUUGUAAUAAAACACAAUUUUA
Messenger RNA from Colias croceus (clouded yellow), 3790 nucleotides. RefSeq names its product nose resistant to fluoxetine protein 6-like. The record is from RefSeq and is a predicted model, not a curated record. The transcript has 15 exons. Bases 72 to 2681 code for a protein of 869 amino acids. Lineage: Eukaryota; Metazoa; Arthropoda; Insecta; Lepidoptera; Pieridae. Gene Ontology annotation, molecular function: acyltransferase activity, transferring groups other than amino-acyl groups.